CCAGAUUGAAUGUAAAGAAAAUGGAACAUAACUGGCAGUGAAAUGGUAUGACAAGAGGGAUGUUCACCUUCUUAACACGGUCCAUCCAUCCACCAUGUCAGCCACCGGAAAAGUCGAUCAUAUCACCAGAGAAAGAAAGAUAAAGCCUAUCUGUGUGCUGGAAUAUAACAAAAAGAUGGGGGUAGUGGACAAGGCUGACAUGAUGAAAGGCUUUCUUGAUUGUACCAGAAAAAACACCAAAUGGUACAAGAAAGUCUUCUUUCACCUCCUUGACACUGCAGUACUGAACAGCCACAUUGUCCACCGCCAACUUACGGGAAAAGUCAUCACAUCCCUGCAAUUCAGGAUGAACCUGAUGAGAGGACUGCUAGAAGAGCACAGCACACCUCUGUGUCCAUCCAAAGCAGGCCGCCCUGCCUUGGACACUCCACUGCAUCUGACAGCUAGGCAUUUCCCCUCCGAAGUCCCUCAGACAGCUUCCCAGGGCAGCAGGACCAGGCGGCACUGCAAGGUCUGA
Molecule: messenger RNA, 517 nt
Organism: Myxocyprinus asiaticus (Chinese sucker)
Lineage: Eukaryota; Metazoa; Chordata; Actinopteri; Cypriniformes; Catostomidae
Product: piggyBac transposable element-derived protein 4-like
Exons: 2
Coding region: 95-517 (140 amino acids)
Source: RefSeq, a predicted model, not a curated record